GUCAUUUGUGUUGGUUGUUGUGGAGGGAGAGAAGAAGAAAAGGAGAGAGGGAUAGAUGGAGAAACUAAAAGUUUGGGGUGAAAACAGUAGAUAGAUACAAGGGUGGAGAGAGAAAAUACAAGGGUGCUAGAGAGAGAGGUUGAAGACGAGAGAAGGAGAUAGACGAGCAUACAGAAAGGUCGAAAGAAAAGGAGUAAGAUACAAGGAGAGAUAGUGAAAUACAGAUAAAGGGAGAGAGAGAGAGAAGGAAAAAAAUACAAGAGGUGAGAGAGCAAAUUGCAAAACACUUGCAAGUGAUACAGGGAAAGAGUACAAAGGGGAGAGAGAGAGAGAAAUGCCAUGCAGGAAGCGAGAUUGAUGUGCUGAGAGAGAGACAGCACAACCAGGGGAGGAAGAAAUACAAAGACAGAGGGAUAAAGGCGCAGAGUGUGGGGAGAAAAAAGAUCAUUAAAGACAAAGGGAAAGGAUAAAACGAAAAUGAGACUUGUGUAGCUACCUUUAUCAAGAAAACAGGCAAAAAGGUUGGAGUGAGGAAAAAUAGCCCAAAGGAACAAAAGAGAGAAGGUGAUAUAUAUACGUGGAACACAGAAAACAGAGAGAGAAAAAAGAGGGGUAUAAUCAGAGAGAAAAUAAAUCGUGAGGAGGAUAGAGAAGCUCAAGAAAAAGACAAGGAUCAAUCAACAGAAACCAGAAAAGGUAACAGACAGGAAAGUCAACAAUCAAAUGAAACAAAGAAGAACAAACUAGGUAAUAGAAAGGGAGCAAAGAGACAAACAGACUCUGAAGAACAGCAUGGAGAGGAAAGAAGAAGAAAUAGUAACAGAGAGCCAACAGAAUCAGUGAGCAAAAAGGCACAGACUAGUAAUCGACAGAGUGCUGACACUACAUGAAAAGAAAAAGAGGCUUUCAAUCCCGGGGGAAAAUAGAGAGGGAUUAAGUCACAACAAGUAUACACUGCAAAACAACCUAUGGGAACUACAGAGGAGAGUGAGACGGCAAAGUGUAAGGAAUGUGAUGUAAACACCAGGCAGAUAUAAACGGACUGCACAAGGAAUAUAAAUAGGAGCACAAAUACUACAAGAAGAGAGACACUGUCACACAGUGUACAAACGGCAAGAGGAGUUCAGAAACAAGGGAGACAGCAGCGAGAAAACUGACCGUGCAAAAUUCAUCAGAAGCGGGCCAGUUGGAUAUCGCAGAAAGCCAGGGCAAGGAUUUCUCGACAUUACCUGUGGCUAUAAAAUUAAACUGGAGCAAGAGAGGCACAUUAGGAAAAUAUCAGUGGAGAAGAGGCAAGGAAUUGGGACUCUGAGGGAGAACAGUUUACUCUGAUGGAUAUGCCUUCACAUUUCUGAGUGGCAUAGAAGUGAUGAGAGUGGAGAGAAAGCAGGGGAUCUCUACUAUUUGCCAUUAGGCCAUGAGAAGAGAGAGUGCAGUAAGGAUGAAGAGGAUGACAAAUCAUCUUGCUGUUAGGCAAUGACUGCUGGCUGCACAGUCUGCUCUGCUUAUUGGAUGCUUUAACCGGGAGAAGGUUGAGUUGUUUAGUGUGUCAGUGUUUUGAUCUGCGAGUAACAGGAACGCAGUGGAGGGAGAAGAAGGGCUGCAUGAGAUGUCACCGUCUACCCAAAGAAUGACUCAAGUUACCCACACAGGUCAGUUUCGAGGAAUAUGAUUAAAAAAUGGCAAGGUUUGAAAAUUAUCAGGAGUACCAGCGGCUGGGAGCAGAUGAUUAUGAGGAGGAUUCCCCACCAGGUGAAGACUUGCUGGUGCAUGUUCCAGAAGGUUUGAAAGAUUCAUGGCAUCAUAUUAAGAACCUAGAUAACUUCUUCACAAGAAUCUACCACUUCCACCAAAAGAAUGGCUUUGCCUGCAUGAUGCUGUCUGAAUUCUUCGAGUUGGUGCAGUUCUUAUUUGUUGUCCUAUUCACAACUUUCCUGUUCAACUGCGUGGAAUAUGAUGUGUUAUUUGCAAAUACGUUCAUAAAUCACACUGGUUCCAGCCAACCAGAGAGGAAUAAAGUCACUCUGCCAGAUGCAAUACUACCCACAGAACAAUGCACUGCAAGGAUUCAGAAGAAUGGUUGGAUUAUCUUCCUCCUGACCAUGGCUGCAGUGUUCUGGGUGUACCGCUUGGUCAAAGUCAUCUGCAAUCUGUUGAGUUAUUGGGAAAUCAGAACGUUCUACAUCCAAGCACUGAAGAUCCCUACGGUCGAAUUGUGUAACUACAGCUGGCAGGAGGUGCAAGCCCGUCUGAUCCUGCUGCAGCGGGAACAGCAAAUGUGCAUCCACAAGAAGGAGCUGACUGAGCUCGACAUCUACCAUCGCAUCCUCCGCUUCAAGAACUACAUGGUGGCCAUGGUGAACAAGUCGCUGCUACCCGUCCGCCUCAGCCUUCCACUGAUGGGCGACACUAUCUUCUUCUCCCAAGGCCUCAAGUACAAUUUCGAGAUGAUCUUCUUUUGGGGCCCUGGAUCUCUCUUCCAGAAUAAGUGGAACCUUCACCCCAAGUAUAAGCGUUCUGGGAGUCGGUUGGAACUGGCGCAGCAGCUCAGUCGCACAGUACUGUUGAUUGGCAUUGCCAACCUCCUUCUCUGUCCCUUCAUCCUGGUGUGGCAGAUCCUCUAUGCCUUCUUCAGUUACACGGAGGUGAUCAAGAGAGAGCCAGGCAGCCUGGGGGCCCGCCGUUGGUCCCUCUUUGGGCGUCUGUACCUCCGGCACUUCAACGAGUUGGACCACGAGCUGCAGGCCCGACUCAGCCGAGGCUACAAGCCUGCCACCAAGUACAUGAAUUCUUUCACCUCGCCACUGCUCACCGUCUUCGCACAGAACCUGGCCUUCUUCUCAGGCUCCAUCCUAGCAGUCCUCAUCGCCCUCACUGUCUAUGAUGAGGAUGUGCUCACAGUACAGCACAUCCUGACUGCCAUCACCGUGCUUGGCAUCGUGGUGACAGUAUGCAGGUCUUUCAUUCCUGAUGAGUACAUGGUGUGGUGCCCGGAGCAGCUCCUGCAGUGUGUACUGGCCCACAUCCACUACAUGCCUGACCACUGGAAAGGAAAUGCCAAUAAAUCAGAGACGAGAGAUGAGAUGGCUCAGCUCUUUCAGUACAAAGCGGUGUUUAUUCUGGAGGAAUUACUCAGUCCCAUCAUCACUCCAUUUGUUCUGAUCUUCUCCUUGCGUCCGAAAUCCCUGGAGAUCAUUGACUUUUUCCGGAACUUCUCAGUGGAGGUGGUGGGAGUGGGUGACAUCUGCUCCUUUGCCCAGAUGGAUGUCCGGAAACAUGGGAACCCAAUGUGGCUCUCAGAAGGCCAGACAGAAGCCUCGGUGUACCAACAGGCAGAGAAUGGGAAGACUGAACUCUCUCUCAUGCACUUCACCAUCACCAAUCCACAAUGGCACCCUCCCCAGGACAGCUCGGUCUUCAUUAGUCAUCUGAAGGAGAAGGUACAGCAUGAUGCAGCCACUGGUCCACCUGCCCAACAUCUCCUGAACGACACACCAGUCUGCAACUCCCUACUCUCCAACGAGUCGACAAAUAUUCCUGAGAAUCUCAUUGUAAGUUUGCUCACGCGCUCAGCACUACCUGGCUCACUGCUGACUGGCAGGGAUGGAUGGUUUGGGCAAUCCUGUAGUACUGCCUCAGCUGCUGCUAGCGUCCUCGCUUCGCUGUCCUCAUCUCACCAUCCAACUCGGACAAGAUCCCACACUCUCCUCAUGGAGAACGGUGCUGAGAGUUCACUGUAUCGCAGUGAUAGGACAAUUAUGGAAGAGAGCAGUAUGUCAGCAAGUGCAGGCUCUGGUAGAUCUCUGCUUCUUGCCAACUUCGCUUCAACAGAAAUGAGUCUUCAUGCUAUUUAUAUGCAUGAGCUUCAUCAGCAGAGUGCGCAGCCCCAGUAUACGGCACAGGGAUCCCAGACUCUCAAUUCAGUCACCGAACAAGCCAGUGCACCAGUGCCCCCGUUGACUUCACCGGAAACACUGACGGCCUAUUCCCAGCUGCAGCUCGGGGGCUGGGCAGAAGAGACUGAGGGGAAAGAUUCCGUUACGGACCCAGUAGAACCACAAGACCAUGAGGAAGACGUGCCUUCUAAGAUGGAUAGGGUUUAACGGUUUAGACAAGACUGAUCUCAUGGCCUUAACUCCUUACAAACUCAUGGUGAAGCGAGUUUUCUGAUCCUGUGGUAUCGAGGCUCGUGGUCAGUGAUUGAAAAUAUUUUCUCCCGGACUUCUCAUUGCACUAAAGAGUCAUCAACGUCUUCCAGAACCUUCUCGUGUUCACGUUGCGCUUUGUCUGCCAUCUGCCCGUGUGGACAAUCACAGUGGGCAGAGAUUGCAGCUUCCUGAUGUGAAUAUUUUAGUGCAUGUUCUUUUAAAAGAGAAAAGAAGAACUUAGGUAUAAGGAAUGAAAUGUUGUCAGUGUUUGUGGCUUUGCUUCAAAAGCAUGAGCCGCCACUCCGAGAGACUUUGUGGAUUUAAACAGACAGAUCUUGCUGCCAGGUUUGGAUGGGGAGAUUCUGUGAUAAAUGAAACCAAGGAGAGGAUGGGAAGGCAGCAGCAAAAUGAUACCAUUGGGAUGGAGCUGAUGCAUUGGAGAAGGACGAGUAAAAUCCAAGAGGCCUCUGGCUUAUUUCCUGCCCCUCUGUCUUUGCCCGUUUCCCAUCCCAGCAGCACCCAGACCUGGCUGAGCUGUCAUUACUAUGUGUGCGCUGAGUUUAAUAAUUCAAAGUGAAUUCCAAAGUCUGGAAUCUGCUGUAUGUGGCUGGGAAGCCUCCAAGAAUCUUGAGACCUUCAGAUAUCCACAUCCACCCAGUCUCCAGGAACAGACUUAUUUAACUUUGUACAUUUGUUGGGCUGCUAGUUCUAUGGGCAUUGGACUUGCUUCAGCUGCUCAUGGUUUAUGAGCUAAACUUGAGGCAGUUCAACAUGGGAGGUGUCACAGACACACUAGUGAGCCCCCUGCCCUACACUCACCUACCCCACGCCACCAUUCCCUUCCCUAACUUUUAUUCCCCCUCCCCCACACGUCAUUCCCCUCCUCAAUCCUUCCCUCCCCAGAUCCUUGGUUCCCCCCCUCCCUGCUCCCCACCCUGUCCCAAGGCCUCUGGGAUGAAUUGUCAGGGUUUCCUCAGGGAUUCUGCUCAGUUCAGCCCCACACUGUGUUGGGGGGGCGGUGUCUGUCCACACUCAGACCUACCUCAAGUGAAGCUCAUAGACUGACACAGCACCAACAGAGACCAUUUGGUCGUUGUAAAGACAGCUUCUUUAAAACAGCUAUCCAAUUAAUCCCAUCACUCUGCUGCUGUUUUCUCACAGCCCUGUUUUUUUGUUUCUUUCACUUGUUUAUCCAGUUCCUUUUCGAAGAUUCCUGUUCAAUCCACUUCCAUUGUCCUGUCAGGCACUGCAUUCUGAUCACCUUGACUCCUGCCCAAAAUCCUUUCUCCUGGUUCUUAUUACCUUAAAAUUCUUCAACCUAGUGACUAGCCUCCAGCCUCUGGAAAGCUUCUCCUGAUUUAUUCUCUGAGCUUAUGAUUAUGGACAUCUUGAUUAAAUCUCAUAACCUUCUCUGCUUGAAUUAAGAAUUGACGCUGUAUGUAUGAACAGAGAAUGCCAGCAUGGAGCUGUUUGGGACUGAUAGACCGAUGGUGCUGCCUGUUUCGUGCUGUUGAUUCGAGCUACUUGCCCUCCGACGCACUCUCACUUUGUUGGUUGCAGCUUCUGAAAUCCCUGGCUGCUCAGGGGCUGAGUUUGAAUCAAUUGUGCCACAAUGAGACUGUGACCUCACUGUUACAUCGUUGUACAACCCUGAGCUCUGUAUCUGUUAGCAUCCUCACCAGAAAUCCAAACACAGCUAAUCCUGCGGAGGGCAGAUUGCUCUGGGAACCAAUCCUUAGAAGCAACAAGAGAGCUACCAUCAGGAAAAUGUUGGUGUCAGGACAGUGAAAUGGAGCUAUCUGCCCUGUCGCAGAUUAGAGAGUGUAGAGGGAGCUUUACUCUGUAUCUAACCCCGUGCUGUACCUGCCCUGGAAGUGUUUGAUGGGGACAGUGUAGAGGGAGCUUUACUCUCAGUUUAAAAGCGUAGAGGUAGUACGUGUGGUGCAGAGGUGGAUUUCCUGCCUCUCAGCCGGAAAGGUUGGGUUGAAGAGCCACCCCAGCUGGAAAUGUGUCACACGAUGUUCAAAAACAGAUGGAUUCAAAACAUUUCCCCAGCACGGUCUGUUUAACCAGUUUGUGAUUUUACUUUAUUUAAGAGUAGAGGAAUCUUUACUCUGUUUCUAACCCCGUGCUGUCCCUGCCCUGGAAGUGUUUGAUGGGGACAGUGUAGAGGGAGCUUUACACUGUUUCUAGCCCUGUGCUGUGCCUGCCCUGGGAGUGUUUGAUGGGGACAGUGUAGAGGGAGCUUUACACUGUAUCUAGCCCCAUGCUGUCUCUGCCUUGGGAGUGUUUGGUUAAGGCAGAGCAUAAGUAUUAACUCUGAUAACCAGUUGAUACUGGUCAGUGGUGCUGUGUGUUGGGGUUCUCAUUUGAAUGAACUCAUUUUAAAACUAAACGAUCAGCUACUAGGUGCGAUGAUGUCGGUUGAUUUUACAAAGUGACAACUGCUAAAUAGAAAAGUUUUAUUAAAUAUUUAUAACCAA
This is a messenger RNA of Hemiscyllium ocellatum (epaulette shark), 6631 nucleotides long. It is a transcript of the gene atg9b, whose product is annotated as autophagy related 9B. Lineage: Eukaryota; Metazoa; Chordata; Chondrichthyes; Orectolobiformes; Hemiscylliidae. The record is from RefSeq and is a predicted model, not a curated record. Gene Ontology annotation, cellular component: autophagosome; phagophore assembly site. The transcript has 15 exons. The coding region runs from base 1680 to 4103 and encodes 807 amino acids. Gene Ontology annotation, biological process: protein localization to phagophore assembly site; autophagy of mitochondrion.